Lachancea nothofagi CBS 11611 is the source of this 1992-nucleotide messenger RNA. The record is from the annotation of a GenBank genome assembly. Lineage: Eukaryota; Fungi; Ascomycota; Saccharomycetes; Saccharomycetales; Saccharomycetaceae.
AUGCAGAACAUUUUGGAUAAGGCAUACGACAAGUAUGCUCAAACUAGUUCUGCUCCAUCCAAAGCACAUACGGAACUGCUAUGUGAUCCCAACCUGGUAGAAGACUACAGUGAUAUUCUCAAGACAAUGCCUAAGAAAUUGCGGCAAGACGAGGAGAACAAUAGCGUGAAUGGCAGUGUUGUGAUGAACUCUGGGAGCGCACCGCCUUCGCCCGAGAAGCCUUCUAAGAGCGCCAAAGAUGGGAGCGAGCUUGGGUCUCUAUCUCCGUCGCAGCAUAUACAAACACAACAACAGCCAAAUAAAGCGGAAGCAGACCCUGCUUCGGACACCGACUACGAGUAUUCUGAUUCCGAGUUCGAAGAAGAUAUGGAAAGUCGGCUUCAAGACUUGAAAUCGGGAGCCAAACAGGGAGCUGCCAUGAAAUUUUUCGAUGGCAACAACUCGGGCCGCAGUUCUCCCGAUAAUGGUUAUCAAAGUAGUUCAUCGGACGAAGAUGAUCUUACAACGUCUCGUAGUAUUGUAAACAACGGUGAGCAAUACAUUAGCCCAGACGAGGAAGACGACGAUGAUGACGAAAUGGAUGACGACUUCCAACCCCUGGCUCCUCCGGAGGAAAUAGACCCGAAUAAACUAUAUGCUUUAUAUCCCUUUCAAGGCCCCGAUCCAUCGCAUUGUCAGUUGUAUCAAGACCAGGGUUGCGUACUCUUAAACGACCAAGACUCGUAUUGGUGGUUAGUCAAGCGUUGCGAUGAUGGUAAAAUUGGAUUUGCCCCUGCAGAAAUUUUAGAAACAUUUCCAGAGCGACUAGCUAGGUUAAAUUGCUGGAAAAAUGAGAACAUGUCUAGUCACUCUGUCACCAGCGCUCAAUCUGAGAAGGAGCAGGUGUCAAUACAUUCUGAAGGGAAAGAUGUCGCUUCAAUUCCUUACGACAAAGGAAAUAAGUCAGUGAGCUUUAAUGAUGUGGUAAGUUAUGCAGAGAGGUACUCCGUGAAAGAAAAGGCCAGCAUCAACAUGUCAGACUCUGAAGAGUUUGAUGACACGGAAAAGGAAGAAUCAAACCGUGACAAAAGCACUGAUACUGUCGGCGAAAUAUACGAAGCAGCGUUACAAGGUGAUGAUGAUGAUGCCAGUGUAGUAGUAAGCGACGUAUCAUUCACUACCGGAGGCACCUUACCAUUGCACGUCAAGAAAGUGAGAAAUGCUGAAUUGGAUAAAAAUUGUAGCCUGCAAUCCAAAACACAGAUCUCAGAUGCCCAAAAUCAGGGUGCCAACAGCAAGAACCUAUUGACGCCAAUUGACGAUGGUCUCCGCCAAAUAUUUCAAGCCCCUACCAUACCCUUUGCAGGUCAUAAAGAAAUACCGAAGUCUAACUCUAACUACUCCAUUUCUACAAUCGGAGACUACUCCCCAUCAUCAUCCGAAUGGACCAAUGACUCUCCUCAAGCUAACAAUGGAAAAUUCGAUGUAGCUCCAUCUGCCUCAGACAGUAUACCUUCCACCAGAGCAAUCAAAGACAUAUCCAAACUCGUAAAUCUUGCGAAAAACGAAAACUACGAAAAAAUCGAUAAGCAAGAGAUGAGUGUGGAAAAUAUGCUAGUGGUGAAUAGAGAGAAAGAUCAAGAGUCUGAGCAAAGUACAAUUCACGAAACAAGCCAAGAUCAAAAGCUCAAAGAUGUCAAACCGCUAGCUGAACUGCGAAGUAAAAGCCAUGACAAGGUAGAAUCUCGGGCUCUGAAAGAUAGUCCAACGGAAACCUCAUUCAUCGACUAUUCGAUGACUCAACAAAAUUCGCAUCGCGAAAGCACUUCAGCGUCCUCAGACGACUCUUGCAUAGACGAGGGCCGCGGAACCUCGGCAACCACUAUUAAUAGCACAAUAUCAUUUGGCGACUCUAAGCACAAUCAUCAUCCUGUUGUCCACGAGCUCUACAACCCAUUGUUUGGUCGGAUAGAUGAUCUUCUACAAAAGCUAAACUGCGUCAUGAAUGAAUGA